This is a messenger RNA of Blastocystis hominis, 2264 nucleotides long. RefSeq lists its product as hypothetical. Lineage: Eukaryota; Bigyra; Opalinata; Blastocystidae. Gene Ontology annotation, biological process: cilium assembly. The record is from RefSeq and is a predicted model, not a curated record. Bases 19 to 2247 code for a protein of 742 amino acids. The transcript has 6 exons. Gene Ontology annotation, cellular component: centrosome; mitochondrion; microtubule.
AUUCGUAAAACUAAGCUCAUGUGGAGAAGAAAGAAUAAGAAACAGGCUGCCGCUGCCGCUGCUGCUGCUCCCGCUGCUGCUCCCGCUCCCGCCCCUGCCGCUGCCGCUCCCGCCCCUGCUGCUAAGGAUGCAGGUGAUAUGUUCUCAGGUAUGAGUAGCGCUCCUGCCCAGGGAGGAGAUAUGUUUGGAGGAAUGGAGAGUGCCCCUAGCCAGGGAGGAGAUAUGUUCUCUGGAAUGAGCAACCCGCAGCAACCGUCUGCUCCUGCUGCCGCCGCGCCUGUCCCUGCUGAGCCUCCUGUAGCUCAGGAUCCUUUGAUGGGCUCUCGCCAGAAGCUGAUGCAGAUCUCGAACCAGCUGCGAAGCGAAGUGGUGCGUUUGAACGAGGGCGAGCGCAAGAUGCGCGAGUACAUCACGUCCGUGGAGAACGUGAUUUCAGGUCUGAACGACCAGCUUGUGGAGGCGGAGGCGGCCGAGUCGACGGCCCUCGCGGAGGAGGACUACGCGAAGGCGGAGGAGAUCUCGACGCGCAGCGCUGCUCUGAAGAAGGAGCUGGAGGCGAAGCACGCGGAGAUCCAGACGUGCCUGCAGCGCAACGGGCAGGCGACGCAGAUGCGCGUGACCAAGAUCCAGAACGAGCUGGUGACGAUCGAUGCGAUGAUCAAGGGCUUCGACGCGGCGUACACGAGCGUGAACGGCAUGUUUGAGGAGAUGGUGAAGAAGCUGGACGAGCAGAGCGCCGCACACGACGCGCGCCUCGCGCAGAUGAUGAAUGUGAUCAACGAGAAGGAAGAGGCGCUGGCGAAGAGCCGUGAGGCGAUCGCUGCGGAGAAGGAAGUGAUCGAGGAGAAGAUCCGCGAGGACUGCGUGGAUCUGUACAAGGAGAAGGAGGAGGCGGGCAUGCUGAAGCUGACGCUGGACGAGGAGAUCGCGUCGCUGAAGCAGCAGCUGCACCAGAAGAACCAGGAGCUGCUGGCGUGCACGAAGCACAUCGCGGAGACAGACCAGAAGAUCCAACAGGUGCGCGUGAAGUACCUGCCGCAGUUCCAGCCGAUCGAGGAGAAGAACAAGGCGCUGAGCGGCGAUGUGAAGGCGAUCGAGACGCUGAAGACGCAGUACAACACCGCUGCUGGCCGCGUGGAGAUGGUGAAGAAGUCGUUCGACGAGGACAAGAAGGCGAAGAAGGAGAUCGUGGACACGCGCAAGGACGAGCUGGACGUGAUCACCUGCCUCGCGGACGCGCUGAAGAGCUACGAUCGUCUCAUCGUGGAGACCUUCCAGCCCCUCACCGCCAAGCAGAACGCGAUGUACGCCAUGCGAAAGGCGCUGGAGGAGAACAGCAUCCACUCGAAGGGCAUUACGAACCGCAUGCAGGUGCUGGAGAGCACCAUCAGCACCAACGAGGCCAUCAUCAACGAGACCUCCACCAAGCUGCCCGAGCUGGAGCAGCAGAAGACCGAGGCCGUCGCUGCCAAGAACUACAAGAUGGCCGGACAGGUGACCUCCCAGAUCAAGCAGCUGCAGACCAAGAAGGAGUCGGCCAGCAUGGCGUUGGCGUCCGCGCAGGAAGAGCUCAGCGGCAUCAAGUCGGGCAGUGCCGAGGAGCUGGCGGCGCUGGAAGCGAAGAAGGCGGAGUACGAAGAGUCGCGUCGCGCCUACCUGCAGUCCUACUACGACUUGCUGCGCAGCAACGCGAUCACGCUGCGUCGCGCUUCGCGCACGAUCGAAAGCGUCACGCGCGGCGACGACACGUUCCGCUUCGCCUGCCAGGCGCUGGCUGGAUCGCUCUUCGACAUCACCAACAACGACCUCACCGCCGUCGCCGACCAGCUCGGCCUUCCUCACCUCGGCGACCAGGACGACGAGCCCGUCUCGUCCCCCGUGGCUGCCCAGGCCGCGCCGGACACUCCGGCCGCUCCAGCCGCGCCGGCCGCGUCGCCUGCAGCCAGUGCGAGCAGUGCGGCGGAAGGGAAGGAGGGCGAGCUGACCGCGGAGCGCGCGCAGGAGCUGGCGGCGCUGGCGGAGGCGCAGAUGGAGAGCAAGAACAACGAGUUGGACGUGGCGAUGGGAGAGGAGAAGUACGAGCUGUGCGACACGCUGAGCGCGGAGAGCGAGGCGUUGGAGACGUACGCGGCGGAGCUGAAGAAGUUCGCGUCGGGCGCAGUGACGGAGGUGCCCGUGGCGCCGCCGUGCUUUGAUCCCAACUUCGCGUCGAAGUCGGCUGGAGAAGAUAUGUUCGCUGGAAUGUAAGCCUGUUUUUGCUUUGU